Messenger RNA from Carlito syrichta (Philippine tarsier), 1874 nucleotides. RefSeq names its product ELK4, ETS transcription factor (gene ELK4). Bases 181 to 1476 code for a protein of 431 amino acids. Gene Ontology annotation, biological process: cell differentiation; regulation of transcription by RNA polymerase II. NCBI's taxonomy places the organism in Eukaryota, Metazoa, Chordata, Mammalia, Primates, Tarsiidae. The transcript has 6 exons. Gene Ontology annotation, molecular function: sequence-specific DNA binding; DNA-binding transcription factor activity, RNA polymerase II-specific. Gene Ontology annotation, cellular component: nucleus. The record is from RefSeq and is a predicted model, not a curated record.
AGGAUCUGAGUGAGGAGCUGUGUUGCCGCUGAGACGCCCCACGGCAGCAGCUCCUGCUGGUUAACCUGUUAACCUUUGGCCUGGAGGUGUGCCUGGCCGCAGGCAUCACCUACGUGCCACCCCUGCUGCUGGAAGUGGGGGUAGAAGAGAAGUUCAUGACCAUGGUGCUGGCUCAUUGCUAUGGACAGUGCUAUCACCCUAUGGCAGUUCCUACUUCAGCUUCUGCAGAAGCCUCAGAACAAGCACAUGAUCUGCUGGACUUCUAAUGAUGGGCAGUUCAAGCUUUUGCAGGCAGAAGAGGUGGCUCGUCUCUGGGGAAUUCGCAAGAACAAACCUAACAUGAAUUAUGACAAACUCAGCCGAGCCCUCAGAUACUACUAUGUAAAGAAUAUCAUUAAAAAAGUGAAUGGUCAGAAGUUUGUGUACAAGUUUGUCUCUUAUCCAGAGAUUUUGAACAUGGAUCCAAUGGCGGUGGGCAGGAUUGAGGGAGACUGUGAAACUUCAAGCAGUCAGGUCAGCAGCAGUUCCAAAGAUGUGGAGAACGGAGCAAAAGAGAAACUGCCUCAGCCUGGUGCCAAGACCUCGAGCCGCAAUGACUACAUACACUCUGGCUUGUAUUCUUCAUUUACUCUCAACUCCUUGAACUCCUUUAAAAAGAAACCCUUCAAAUCAAUAAAGAUUGAGAAUCCAGCUGAGAAAUUGGCAGAGAAGAAAUCUCCUCAGGAGCCAACACCAUCUGUCAUCAAAUUUGUCACAACUCCUUCUAAAAAACCACCAGUUGAACCUGUUGCUGCUGCCAUUUCAACUGGCCCAAGUAUUUCUCCAUCUUCAGAAGAAACUAUCCAAGUGUUGGAGACAUUGGUUUCUCCAAAACUGCCUUCCCUGGAAGCCCCAAGCUCUGCAUCCAACAUGACUGCUACUUUUACCACCAUACCUCCUGUUUCAUCCAUACCUCCUCCUUUGCAGGAACCUCCCAGAACACCUUCUCCACCGCUGAGUUCUAACCCAGACAUCGACACAGACAUUGAUUCAGUGGCUUCUCAGCCAAUGGAACUUCCAGAGAACUUGUCACUAGAGCCUAAGGACCAGGAUUCAGGUUUGCCAGAAAAGGAUAAAACAAAUAAUUCAUCAAGAUCCAAGAAACCCAAAGGGUUAGAACUGGCACCCACUCUUGUGAUCACAGGCAGUGAUCCAAGUCCCCUAGGAAUAUUGAGCCCAUCUCUCCCUACAGCUUCUCUUACACCAGCACUUUUUUCACAGACACCCAUCUUACUGACUCCAAGCCCCUUGCUCUCCAGUAUCCACUUCUGGAGUACUCUAAGCCCUGUUGCUCCCCUGAGUCCAGCCAGACUGCAAGGUGCUAGCACACUUUUCCAGUUUCCUUCUGUACUGAACAGUCAUGGGCCAUUCACUCUUUCUGGCCUGGAUGGACCUUCUACCCCUGGCCCAUUUUCCCCAGACCUACAGAAGACAUAACCUAUGCACUUGUGGAAUGAGAGAACCAAGGAGCAAAGAAACAGUGACAUUCAUGAUUGCUUUUGAAGUGAGCGAUUGGUAGUUCUACAGUGUUGAUAAUAGACUUGUGAUUUUUGCCAUUUCCCAUUGAAACACCUUUUUAGGAUUCCCUUUGAAUAAGACUCAAGUGGAACUGUGUAUAAAAAUGCCUUAAUUGGAGUUCAAACUCCACCUCCCUCUUCUUUUUUUCUUUUUUACUAUUUUGAGCUUUGUGCUAAAGAAAUUUUUGGUGGGGUUUAGCAGCUAUGCUUUGCAAGAGCCAUUAAGAACAGAGUUACUCUGGCUAUUGGGAUCUUUUGGCCAGAGAAAGAAUUAUGCCUAGAGUCUGUUAUUUAAAGAAAUAUUAUUAGUUAAAUGAA